AUGUUGUCAGCCGCCCCAGUUCAAGUUCAAAGGUCAAACACCGACAUAAUGGAACAAGACAAGAAAGCGAACAAUGACUUUGUGCCUGUGUACAAAAGAACUGUUCAAGUGAUAGUGAUAUCGAUGGUUAUUUUCUUUGCUCCGUUAUCAUUCACAUACUUCUUUGAUGAGACACAUACGUCCAACCUGAGCGACAAAGUUCUGGCCAUCCUAGUGAACCCUGAAUUUGCGUAUGGGGAGGGCUCCGCGACUUUAUCUGAUAUCAACGGAGGUCAAAUGCGAAUAUUUCUGCGAAAUCUUACUGCGAUGGUCUCUCACACGAUUGCUGGUUCUAUAGCCAUCGUCCUUGGCCUGCCCCAAUUCAACACGACCCUGCAGUUCAGAUACCCUGCGAUCCAUCGGUUUCUCGGGAGGCUAUAUAUCCUAUGCGCCUUAACAAUCUCCUGGUCUUCAAGGACCUUCUUAGCGGAUGCUAUGCCAAAACAUGAGGUUUUCUCCGGGGACCUCUUUGCAUAUAUGCUAUGGUCGUUAUCACAUGGUGUCCUGGGGACACUUGCCCUUGCAAUAUAUGCCAUUUGGAACCGCGACAUUGGCUCUCAUCGAGAAUUCAUGGUCCUGAAUUAUGCAUUCAUGCUGUCAGCACCAGUUCUGAGAGUUGCAUGGGUGAUACUGGGCCAACUUUGGGGGGAAACAAAAUACAUCAUCAACUUAUAUUCCUCUAUAUUCAGUGGGCCAUUCUUGGUCGCUGCCUCCAUAUUCUACCUUCGUCAACAGCAUGUGCGCCCUUCGAGUUCGCUUCUCAUCAGCUCGAAAUUCCGCCUGGCAGCGAUAGCAUCCGGACUGCUCGGUCUCCUGUUCCAGAUAACUAAGGGCCCAAGCUUCAACGGAGGACCUUAUCCAAAGGCGUUUUUGUUGGCACUAGGUCCUCAACUGGCUUGUUAUAUAUUAUUAUUUGCAACACUCGCUCGUGCUGCGAAGCGUCGCGGCGACAUGGGAUCGUAUACAGCUUGGAUAACCUACCAAAAUGGGCUGAUUAGCGCACCUAUGUGGAGUGUGCUUUCCCUGUAUGUCGCUCGUGAUAUCCUGCGUUGUUCUGAGGAGAGUUUAUGGAUGAUCACAGUGACGGAAGGCUUUUCGCAAGGACUAUUUAGCUCAUUUGUUAUUUAUGUGCUUGCAACUUCGAAACUGGCCAACGCACGCCGUCACACUAUAUAUAGUGAAGAAAGAGAAGUUACAGACCCCUGGAAAGAACUUAAAAAAUUGAAAAUCAAUAAAUCUUAUCGUUGA
Messenger RNA from Aspergillus niger, 1287 nucleotides. RefSeq lists its product as uncharacterized. The transcript is spliced from 4 exons. The record is from RefSeq and is a predicted model, not a curated record. NCBI's taxonomy places the organism in Eukaryota, Fungi, Ascomycota, Eurotiomycetes, Eurotiales, Aspergillaceae. Bases 1 to 1287 code for a protein of 428 amino acids.